Messenger RNA from Myotis davidii, 1449 nucleotides. RefSeq names its product TATA-box binding protein associated factor, RNA polymerase I, A (gene TAF1A). Bases 76 to 1212 code for a protein of 378 amino acids. Gene Ontology annotation, cellular component: RNA polymerase I transcription regulator complex. Lineage: Eukaryota; Metazoa; Chordata; Mammalia; Chiroptera; Vespertilionidae. The transcript is spliced from 11 exons. Gene Ontology annotation, biological process: transcription by RNA polymerase I. The record is from RefSeq and is a predicted model, not a curated record.
UUCCGGUGUUUGCUCUGGCGGCGUCGGAGCCAGGACUGCGUUGGGCGGUGCGGGAGAGGUCCUGCUGCCGGCGGUAUGAGUGAUUUCAGCGAAGACUUGCUGAGGCCCGCGCCAGAGGAUGACCCAGCGGAAACCAGUGUCCGCCCUCGCUCAGGAAUGCGUCUUCCUUGGCUCCAAAAGCAAGUAGAAAGUGUGGCGACCCGAGGGAAAAAGGAGAAGGAUUUUGCUCAGACAACCAGUGCCUGUUUAAGUUUCAUCCAAGAAGCCCUGCUGAAGCAUCAGUGGCAGCGAGCCGCCGAGUACAUGCACAGUUACCUCCAGAUCCUGGAAGACUCGGACAGCAACAAGAGGCAGGCCGCGCCCGAGAUUAUUUGGAAACUCGGAAGUGAAAUUCUCUAUUAUCACCCCAAAAGCAGCGUGGAGACGUUUAAUACCUUUCAUAGUGUGCUCUGCUAUGAGGACGACUAUGCUUACAGCACAGCCUCUCAGAACAUGUUCAAGCACAGCUGGAAGACGUCCGUCAACUUUUCCGCGUUGGUUCAGACGCCUGGCGUUUGGGACCCUUUUGUGAAGAGCUAUGUAGAGAUGCUGGAAUUCUAUGGGGAUCAAGAUGGGGCCCGAGAGGUCCUCACUAAUUAUGCCUACGACGGGGAAUUGAACCGGGAACCUCAUGAACUUUAUUUGAAAAGUAAGCUGACAUUUGAGAAAUGCCUUUUGAAUGUGCAAAUAUCACAAGAUUAUUUUUUCUUCCAGAUUUUGUAUCAGAUUGUACCGUCUCAUACGCUGAUGUUAGAAUUCCAUAGGUUACUGAGGAAAUCAGACAAAGAAGAGCACCAUAAACUGGGGCUGGAGGUCCUGUUCGGCGUCUUAGAUUUUGCUGGAUGCACUAAAAACCUGACUGCUUGGCAAUAUUUGGCAAAAUAUCUCAGACAGAUCUUAAUGGGAAGUCACCUUGCCUGGGUUCAGGACGAGUGGAACUCCAGGAAAAACUGGUGGCCAGGCUUUCACUUCAGCUCCUUUUGGGCAAAAAGUGAUUGGAAGGAGGACAAAGCUUUGGCUUAUGAGAAAGCUUUCGUAGCUGGAAUAUUGUUAGGAAAAGGUUGUAGAUAUUUUCGGUAUAUUUCAAAACAAGAUCAUCAAGACUUAAGGAAGAAAUUUAAGCGGAUGAAGAAGUUAGUGAAAAAACACAGUAUUGUAAAUCCGGGACCCUGAUACUGAAUUUUAGUUAUUUCAGAUUAGUAGCUACAGGGUAGUAGCUUAAUGGAUAAUUAUUGAAUGUACUUAUUUAUUUGGUGUUUUAAGAAGGUAGUUUUAUAUGGCUACAAAAAAGUUAUUUUUAUAUAUCUUUAUAUUUUCUCUUACUAGUAGUUAUAGCGGGAGAAACAGUCUCACUACCUUUGUUCUUGGUAAAUAAAUAUAUUUCCUUUUUGUACUGUUAAAUAUAAUAUU